UUUGCGGGCUUCCAGCAGGCCGAGCUUAGCAGCCUCUGAGCUCCCCUGGACCCUCACUCUGCACCCUUUCGGCUCCCCCUACCCCGACGUCUUUUCCCUGCUCUCUGCUUAAAGAGGCAAAGCUGGGGAGCUGGUUUCAUCAGCGCCACCGAACCGCUCUGCAAACCCAAGCGCAGGAUACUGCAAAGGGUUCCCGGGGACCUGAGCAUCCUUGGCGGUGGCUCAUUCUAAGAGCACUUGGUUUACAUCAAGGACCGUGGAAGAGUUUCUCCUCCACCUCUCCAUGCCAGCACUAUGCAGAGAUCACUCAGCGUCCCUGUGCUGUGCCUGCUUGUCAGUCUUCACACUGCAGGUUGCUUUUCUAUACAUAAUGACCAUUUGUUGGCAAUUCACCAAAAGAAGCAUGGGAAGCCAGCAUUCAUUUAUCACCAUACACAAGACAUUGAGAAGAGUCUGGAUAUAGCACCACAAAAGAUAUAUAAACAGAGCUACCAUUCCUCUUCUCAAGCUCAAUUGAGCAAGCAUCACCAAAUCGUUAAUUCAGCAUUUCCUAGACCUGGAUAUGAUCCAUCUCUUAAUCUUUUGGCUGAGGCUGGUCAAGAUCUUGAAGUGGAAAAGCUGCCUAUCCCCGCAGCUAAUGCGAUUGUGGUGACACUGCAAAUGGAUGUAAAUAAACUGAACAUAACCUUGCUCCGGAUAUUCCGUCAAGGAGUGGCAGCAGCGUUGGGCCUCUUAUCCCAGCAAGUACACAUCAACCGUCUCAUUGAAAAGAAGAACAGUGUUGAGUUAUAUGUGUCCCCCAUAAAUCGAAAAGGAGGCGUCCCUGAUCCUCUGCCAGCCGAGGAAGUGCUGCGUUCACUCAAUCUCAAUGUUCUGCAUCAAAGUUUAUCUCAGUUUGGAAUUAUAGAAGUCUCCCCUGAGAAAAAUGUUUUACAAGGGCAGCAUGAAGCGGACAAAAUCUGGAGCAAAGAAGGAUUCUAUGCUGUUGUCAUUUUUCUCAGCAUCUUUGUUAUUAUAGUGACAUGUCUGAUGGUUCUUUACAGAUUAAAAGAAAAAUUUCAGCUUUCCUUGAGACAAGAUAAAGAGAAAAAUCAGGAAAUUCACCUGUCACCCAUUCCGGUACAGCCAGGACAGACAGAAGCAAAGACAAUCAACAGUAUGGUCCAGCCUGAGCAGGCCCCAAAGGUGCUGAAUGUUGUGGUGGACAGUCAAGGCCGAUACACUCCUGAGAUCAAAGCUACCACCUCUGCCUGCCCUUCACCUUUCAAAAUGAAACCCAUAGGACUACAGGAAAGACGCGGGUCCAACGUAUCUCUAACAUUGGACAUGAGUAGCUUGGGGAAUGUUGAACCUUUUGUGGCUGUUCCAACCCCACGGGAGAAGGUAACCAUGGAGUAUCUGCAAUCAGCCAGCCGCAUUCUCACAAAGUCACAGCUACGGGAUGUCGUGGCAAGUUCACAUUUACUCCAAAGUGAAUUCAUGGAAAUACCAAUGAACUUUGUGGAUCCCAAAGAAAUUGACAUUCCUCGUCAUGGAACUAAAAAUCGCUAUAAGACAAUUUUGCCAAAUCCCCUCAGCAGAGUGUGUUUAAAACCAAAAAAUGUAACUGAUUCAUUGAGUACCUACAUUAAUGCAAAUUAUAUUAGGGGCUAUAGCGGUCAAGAGAAGGCCUUCAUCGCCACACAGGGGCCCAUGAUCAACACUGUGAAUGAUUUCUGGCAGAUGGUUUGGCAGGAAGACAGUCCUGUGAUUGUUAUGAUCACAAAACUCAAAGAAAAAAAUGAGAAAUGUGUACUAUACUGGCCAGAAAAGAGAGGAAUAUACGGAAAAGUUGAGGUUCUGGUUAUCAGCGUCAAUGAAUGUGAUAAUUACACUAUAAGAAACCUUGUCUUAAAGCAGGGGACCCACACUCAAGUCAUCCGCCACUUCCACUACACAGUAUGGCCAGACCAUGGAGUGCCAGAGACCACCCAGUCCCUGAUCCAGUUUGUGAGAACUGUCAGGGACUUUGUCAACAGAAGCCCAGGGUCUGGGCCCACUGUGGUACACUGCAGUGCCGGUGUAGGUCGAACGGGAACCUUUGUUGCAUUGGAUCGAAUCCUGCAACAGUUAGACUCCAAGGACUCUGUGGACAUUUAUGGAGCAGUGCAUGACCUGAGACUUCACAGGCUCCACAUGGUCCAGACUGAGUGUCAGUAUGUAUACCUACAUCAGUGUGUAAGAGAUGUCCUCAGAGCAAGGAAGUUACGGAGUGAACAAGAAAAUCCCUUAUUUCCAAUCUAUGAAAAUGUGAAUCCAGAAUAUCACAGAGACAUGGGCUAUUCAAGACACUGAGAAAAUACCUGAAGCUCUCCUGGAGGGAAAAAAUUUAUUCACUGUGUGAUUUAAAAAUAUGCAAACAAACAAACAAACAAACAAACAAAAAACGUGCUCCAUGCCUUACAUAGAUGCCAGCAAAGCCUGUUGAUACUAUAUAUAAUUUAUUAAUCUGGAGAAUUUUAAAGAAUUUAUGUAAUUUAAAGGUAACAUAUUAUUGUACAGAAUUGUGUUUUGUAGGUUCUGCUGUAAAUAUGUAUUUUUUU
Molecule: messenger RNA, 2582 nt
Organism: Suncus etruscus (white-toothed pygmy shrew)
Lineage: Eukaryota; Metazoa; Chordata; Mammalia; Eulipotyphla; Soricidae
Gene: PTPRR
Product: protein tyrosine phosphatase receptor type R
Exons: 17
Coding region: 295-2334 (679 amino acids)
Biological process (GO): protein dephosphorylation
Molecular function (GO): protein tyrosine phosphatase activity
Source: RefSeq, a predicted model, not a curated record